AUGCAGGCGAACCAAGCCCUUCGUCGCCUCCUGAAUGGCAAGGAUGUCGCUGAUGUUUCAGGAUGGGCUCACCGCGUGACUGAAAAGUACCCCUUAACGGCUCCGCUGCACUUUCAACGCCAGCCUACUUGCCCUUCCCCGCCCCCCACACAAGCGAAUACCAAAAUAGAGAGGUCCCUCUGCAGCAGCUCAACUGCAGCGCAGGAUGGCUGCCUUUUGGAAGCACUAACUUACUUUUUUUACCGCCUCACGGGGCCAGAAAGGAACGCUGAAAUCCGAGAUGAGGACAACCCAGUGGUCAGCACGAAUCAGUUCGUGUUUCCCCACGACAUCAAUACGACGGACGCAGACGCGGUGAAAUACGUCAUCAACUUGAUCGGCGACAUGCACGAGCCUCUGCACUGGGGAUCCGCAGAAGAUGAUUUUGGCCGGAUGAUUCAAAGUACGUGCAAAAGCAAGGUUCCGCUGCCGCCUCUUGAGUAUGAGAUCGAGGGCACGCGCGAGAAGCGCCGCACCAAUCUGUAUCAAUUUAUUGAGGGAGCGUUCGUCAAUAAGAUCAUGGGCGAGAGGCAAACUUUCUGGUAUUCAGGAUGGACGCACGUAAACUCCGUGAAGCCCUUCUACGAGGAGGAAAAGACAGUCUUUGCAGCGAGGAAAGAAGCCUACUUUUUGUCAUGGGCAAGGGAGAACCGGGCACUCCUCUGCUCCGAGAUUUAUCCAUUAGUUAAGCGGAUGGUGAAGAAGAAGGGCGAGCCGAAUGUCUAUGUGUUGGAUAGAACCUCGGAGUUUCUUUUCUUUGAUAUAAUCAAGAAGCGGAUUCUCGUCGCCGGCGCAAGAAUUGCAGUUGUGAUGAACCACAUCCUUCAAGUUAGAGGACUAGACGAAGGGCUUGGCCAGUUGCGCGCCGGUAGUGGAAUGCAGGACGUUCCCCUCACAUCCCGUUCCGCAAAGGCGCCGGACGGAGCAGAGUUGGAGGCGAAGGCCAACUGA
Messenger RNA from Cyclospora cayetanensis, 990 nucleotides. RefSeq lists its product as uncharacterized. Gene Ontology annotation, molecular function: endonuclease activity; nucleic acid binding. The record is from RefSeq and is a predicted model, not a curated record. Gene Ontology annotation, biological process: DNA catabolic process. The transcript has 9 exons. Lineage: Eukaryota; Apicomplexa; Conoidasida; Eucoccidiorida; Eimeriidae. Bases 1 to 990 code for a protein of 329 amino acids.